Messenger RNA from Salvelinus sp. IW2-2015, 478 nucleotides. Its product is annotated as rho GTPase-activating protein 42. The record is from RefSeq and is a predicted model, not a curated record. Gene Ontology annotation, molecular function: protein binding; GTPase activator activity. NCBI's taxonomy places the organism in Eukaryota, Metazoa, Chordata, Actinopteri, Salmoniformes, Salmonidae. Gene Ontology annotation, cellular component: cytoplasm.
UAGAGGGAAAGUGGGAGGAAAAAACGUUUCAACAACUCUAGAUUGCGAAUAACACCGGUAUAGCAUGAUGAAAACACACUUCUGUUAGGUAAAUACUUUUAUGAUCGGAAAAUAACUUAAACGUAGUUUAUUGUGCGGGACACAUAGUCUUACUUUCGAGUUCACAAUGGGACUCCCAACUCUGGAGUUUAGCGAUUCUUUUCUGGAUAGCCCUGAUUUCAGAGAACGGCUAAAAUAUCACGAAAUAGAGUUGGACCGGACAAACAAAUUCAUCAAAGAACUGAUCAAAGACGGGAAUAUGUUGAUAACGGCGCUAAAGAAUCUGUCUACUGCUGUCCAGAAGUUCUCUCAGUCCCUCCAGGAGUUCCAGUUUGAGUGUAUAGGAGACGUAGAGACGGACGACGAGGUCAAUAUCGCCCAGUCGUUCAAGGAGUUUUCCCAGCUACUGAACACAGUGGAAGAGGAGAGGAGACGCUUG